AAAUGUAAGUCUAUACAAUAUUUCAAAACUGGUGGCAAACACAACGGAAGUAUCAGCGCAUCUUUGGGAUUGUAAACGUAUUGCAAGUCUUUUAAAUGCCAAACAUGAUGAUAAUUUAAAACAUACCUUGGGACCAUCAAAUAUUCCAACCAUAGAGCAGGCAGUAACUUGA
Molecule: messenger RNA, 172 nt
Organism: Funneliformis mosseae
Lineage: Eukaryota; Fungi; Glomeromycota; Glomeromycetes; Glomerales; Glomeraceae
Source: the annotation of a GenBank genome assembly